Felis catus (domestic cat) is the source of this 2176-nucleotide messenger RNA. It is a transcript of the gene ARMCX5, whose product is annotated as armadillo repeat containing X-linked 5. NCBI's taxonomy places the organism in Eukaryota, Metazoa, Chordata, Mammalia, Carnivora, Felidae. The record is from RefSeq and is a predicted model, not a curated record.
AUGGCGAUUUAUAUGAUAGCAGGAGGGGCGGCUGCUGCCGGUGAUAACGGUUGUUCGGGGAACCCUGGGAGGGAGAGAGUGCCUGUUCUUAAGUUUUUGGUACAGCAUGUUUGUGUAAAGAUCUGUAGAGGCCCGCGGACCACAAAGGAAGGGGAUAAGAAAAGGAAACUUGGCCUGAUUUCUCCUGGGCGGGCAGUGCUUGGAGUUGGCAGGGGCAGAGGAGGGGCUGAGGUUUGCCUAAAAGCUGGAAUCAGUGGCCCUGCCAACCCUAGAGCCAAGGCUAAGAUCCAGGCCAAGUCUGGGGAUGGAGCAGUGGCCAGGACACAGACAGUGACCUACACUGAGGCCGUGGCUGACAGGGAUGUGAGCAAGAUGGAAGCUAUGGCUAAGACUAGAGUCAUGACUGAGACUAAGGCAAAAUCCCUGGCAGAACCUGGUAUAGUGCCCCAAAUCAAGUCAAAGCUGAUGCCUAUGGCCAGGGUCAGUGCUGUGACCAAGUACGAAGUCAAGGCUGGUGCUGGAAGUGAAACCAAUAUCAGGUCCUUUGCCAAGGCUCAUGAUAAGGUCAAUAUUGAGUCCAGGUCCCAGAGAAGGAGAGAGGACAGCAUCAAAUUCAGGGCUGGGGCUGGGGACAGAGCUGGUAUUGUAAUCGAGUCCAGUGAUGAGGAUGAAGAAAAUGUCUGCUCCUGGUUCUGGACAGGAGAAGAGCCUAGUGUAGGAUCCUGGUUCUGGCCUGAAGAGGAGACUCCUUCUCAAGUUUAUAAGCCUCUACCUAAGAUCCAGGAAAAGCCCAAGCCCAUACCCAAACCUGAACUCACUAUAAAACAAAAAGCAGCAGCAUGGUCAAGGGCCAGGUAUAGUGUCCUAGUCCCAAUAGAGGGAGGGAAGCCAUCCUUGCCUCCAGAAGGGAAUUGGACUCUCGUUGAGACCUUGAUUGAAACUCCUCUGGGGAUUCGGCCUCUGACCAAGAUCCCACCCUAUAAUGGACCUUACUUCCAAACCUUAGCUGAGAUCAAAAGCCAGGUUAGGUAUAGAGAAAAGUAUGGGCCCAAUCCAAGAGCCUGCCGCUGUAAAUCACGUGACUUUAGUUUAGAGCCUAAAGAGUUCGAUAAACUCGUUGCCCUACUUAAGUUAACUAAGGAUCCUUUUAUUCAUGAAAUAGCAACAAUGAUAAUGGGCAUUAGUCCUGCUUAUCCAUUUACCCAAGAUAUAAUUCAUGAUGUAGGUAUUACUGUUAUGAUUGAAAACUUGGUCAAUAAUCCCAAUGUUAUAGAACACCCUAGAGCUUUAAAUAUAGUAGAUGACAACUCUGAGUCUUCUGAAGAACCAAAACCAGGAGAGUCAUAUGUAUAUCAAGUUUGUAAGGACAUAUUCUCUUAUCCCUUGAACUCCCCUGUGCAACUGGCUGGACUAAAAUUAUUAGUGCACCUGAGCGUGAAAUUUGAGGAUCACCAUAUAAUUAUUAAUUACAUUCCAGAUUUCCUCACCUUGUUAAGCAAAGGAAGUGUCAAAACCAAGUUUUAUGUUUUAAAAGUGUUUUUGCGCUUGUCUAAAAAUCAAGCCAAUACAAGAGAACUGAUUAGUGCCAAAGUACUGUCAUCAUUGGUUGCACCCUUUAACAAGAAUGAGUCAAAGGCUAAUAUUCUUAAUAUCAUUGAAAUAUUUGAGAAUAUAAAUUUCCAAUUCAAAAAGAAGGUGAAGCUAUUUACCAAAGAAGAGUUCACUAAAUCUGAGCUUAUUUCCAUAUUCCAGGAAGCAAAAGAGUUUGGUCAGAAACUCCAAGACUUAGUAGAGCACAGUGAUCCUGAGGUGAGAGAUAAAGUUAUACGAUUAAUACUUAAACUCUAAAGAGCUGUAUGUUUUCACAGAGCCAUGAACAUUUUUUUUGUGUUAUAAUAUGAAGCUAUGCAUAUAAUAAUUGUAAGUUCAAUAUUUGUUAUUUGUGUUGGCUGAUGGAGGCAACUUUAUGCAUACCAAAUGAUCUUGAGAGCUUGAAUGUUUGUUGAUUUUUACUGUGCUAUUUAAAUUGAGAUAUUUUUAAUCUUUCUGCAACGUGACCUGAUAAUGAACCUAUUCAUGCUGAGCAAGCUAUAUUUCUGUGCUUUAUAUUGACAUAGUGUAUUCGUUUGAGGCUUCAUUUACAUGUUAAUAAAGUUGCAUGCUAAAACUGGUGAAA